GCCUGACGUGUGAGCUGCUCUGCUAGCUUGUUGCCGGCCGUGUUCGCACGUACUCGACCCAUCAUCGGCUUCCCGCCUCUUUUCCUUUCAAAAGAACAAACCAGCUCAUCAGGCAGGCUCAAACAGCACGAUGGUGCCUGUCGGGAGUGACGAAGCAGCGGAGGUGGCGGUGGACGGGGAGUGCUCGCCGCCGGCAGCGACGACGACGCGGAGCGGGACGAGCAGGAGCCACAGCGAGGCGGAGCGGAAGCGGCGGCAGCGCAUCAACGCCCACCUCGCCACGCUGCGCACCCUCCUCCCUGCGGCGUCGCGGAUGGACAAGGCGGCGCUGCUCGGGGAGGUCGUGCGGCACGUGCGGGAGCUGCGGGGCGAGGCGGACGCUGCGGCGGCGGGCGUGGCCGUGGCCGUCCCGGGGGAAGGCGACGAGGUCGGCGUCGAGGAGGGCCAGCAGCACUGCUUCUGCCACGGCGGGGAGAGGGAGAGGGCCGCCGCCGCCGCCAACACCAGGCGCGUCAGGGCGUGGGUGUGCUGCGCCGACCGCCCGGGGCUCAUGUCCGAGCUGGGCCGCGCCGUGCGGUCCGUCAGCGCGAGGGCCGUGCGCGCCGAGAUAGCCACCGUCGGCGGGAGGACGCGGAGCGUCCUGGAGCUGGACGUCGUUGGCGGGCACCACGACGGCGAGGGCACGUCGACGUCGUCACGGCCGGCGCUGCAGGCGGCGCUCCGGGCCGUGCUGCUCAGCCGGGAGGAGAUGCUCGGCGCCGAGUGCUACAAGAGGCAGCGCUUCUCGGCGCACCUCGCCAGGGUUUAGUGGCACUGUACAAGUGAGGGACUGAUGGGAGACAGAAGAGAAAGGGAAGGACUGUGCCAUGUCUGCUACCGGUGCUACUCGUACCUUUUAGUUGGAACAUGUAGAAUAUCAGAGUUUCCAUUGCCGACUCUUUUGAACGAACAACACUGUCAACAAGCAAAUUUGACGAGGCCGUAUAAUAUUUGUAUUUCACAGUUAUAAUGAUACAACAAAUGGUACACAUGUUACAAUAA
Molecule: messenger RNA, 1041 nt
Organism: Sorghum bicolor (sorghum)
Lineage: Eukaryota; Viridiplantae; Streptophyta; Magnoliopsida; Poales; Poaceae
Product: transcription factor bHLH30
Exons: 2
Coding region: 131-808 (225 amino acids)
Biological process (GO): regulation of DNA-templated transcription
Molecular function (GO): DNA-binding transcription factor activity; protein dimerization activity
Source: RefSeq, a predicted model, not a curated record